Thalassophryne amazonica is the source of this 1089-nucleotide messenger RNA. It is a transcript of the gene rpsa, whose product is annotated as ribosomal protein SA. Gene Ontology annotation, biological process: ribosomal small subunit assembly; cytoplasmic translation. Gene Ontology annotation, molecular function: structural constituent of ribosome; laminin receptor activity. Lineage: Eukaryota; Metazoa; Chordata; Actinopteri; Batrachoidiformes; Batrachoididae. Gene Ontology annotation, cellular component: cytosolic small ribosomal subunit; ribosome; 90S preribosome. The record is from RefSeq and is a predicted model, not a curated record. Bases 122 to 976 code for a protein of 284 amino acids. The transcript is spliced from 8 exons.
UCUACCAUAAAUAUUACGUCAUUUCCUCCUAGCGGCCUCUUUUUCCACCGUACGGUCAGAUUUCCAUACGGCGUUGUUUCGAGCUCUCCCGUCUUAACGUAGCUCAGGGAAAGCGGUCACGAUGUCCGGAGGUCUAGAUGUCCUUCAAAUGAAGGAAGAGGAUGUGCUGAAGUUCCUGGCUGCAGGAACCCAUUUGGGAGGUAUCAACUUGGACUUCCAGAUGGAACAGUACGUCUAUAAGAGAAAAAGUGAUGGUGUGUAUAUCAUCAACUUGAAGAAGACUUGGGAAAAGCUUCUCCUGGCAGCUAGAGCCAUCGUUGCCAUUGAGAACCCAGCAGAUGUGUGUGUCAUCUCCUCCAGGAACACUGGUCAGAGAGCUGUGCUGAAAUUUGCUUCUGCCACUGGAGCCACAACCUUUCAUGGUCGCUUCACUCCUGGUACAUUCACUAAUCAGAUCCAGGCUGCUUUCAGGGAGCCCCGCCUACUGAUCGUGACUGACCCCCGUGCUGACCACCAGCCACUGACUGAGGCUUCCUAUGUCAACAUCCCCACCAUUGCGCUGUGCAACACAGAUUCUCCACUUAGAUAUGUGGACAUUGCCAUACCCUGUAACAAUAAGGGUCACCACUCUGUGGGUCUGAUGUGGUGGAUGUUAGCCAGGGAGGUGCUUAGGAUGAGGGGCACCAUUUCCAGAGAGCACCCGUGGGAGGUCAUGCCUGAUCUCUACUUCUAUAGGGACCCUGAAGAGAUCGAGAAGGAGGAACAGGCCGCAGCUGAGAAGGCUGUUGGGAAGGAGGAGUUCCAGGGUGAAUGGAGCGCCCCGGCAGCUGAGUUUGCUCAGCCUGAGGUAGCCGAUUGGUCAGAAGGAGUGGCUGUGCCAUCUGUGCCCAUCCAGCAGUUCCCAGCAGCUGCUGCACCUGUCAAGCCAGAGGUUUACACAGGUGGCAGAGGACUGGAGCACCCAACCAGCCACUGAGGACUGGUCCACUGCUCCCACUGCUCAGGCAUCUGACUGGGGUGGAACCGCUGCUGACUGGUCUUAAACACCGAAUGCAGACCAUGAAAAUAAAAGGCUUUUGUACAUGUCAA